Clunio marinus is the source of this 309-nucleotide messenger RNA. Lineage: Eukaryota; Metazoa; Arthropoda; Insecta; Diptera; Chironomidae. The record is from the annotation of a GenBank genome assembly.
AUGCUGGUUUCACAUCAUUUCAUGUUCAACACAACAGCAAUGAUCAAAGUAAUUCGUUACUCAACUCAUCAUUUGAAAGAAAUUCCUGAUGGAAAUCAAACAAAAUAUCUCAACGGUGCACCUUCAAAAGCAGAACUGAUGAAUUUAAUGGAGUUAAUAUUUUCAAAGGAGCUCUCAAAUUUGACUAAUAUGACUUCAGAUGAAAAUAAACCUUCAUUUAUAAAGCGUAAUUACCUACUCGUAUAUAAAAUUGCAACAUUAAUUAUGACUGGAACUUCUCGGAAACUGAUACAUCAGGCUGAACAAUAA